Temnothorax curvispinosus is the source of this 1726-nucleotide messenger RNA. RefSeq names its product polyamine oxidase 1-like. Lineage: Eukaryota; Metazoa; Arthropoda; Insecta; Hymenoptera; Formicidae. Gene Ontology annotation, molecular function: oxidoreductase activity, acting on the CH-OH group of donors, NAD or NADP as acceptor; polyamine oxidase activity. The record is from RefSeq and is a predicted model, not a curated record. The annotation marks the transcript as partial. The transcript is spliced from 3 exons. Gene Ontology annotation, biological process: carboxylic acid metabolic process.
AUUUGUUUAUAGAUAUCACAAAGAUCCGAUGUCAUCUCUGUCCGCAUUAAACUUUGUGCCUUGUGCUGGCAGAGUCUGCCAGUUAUAAUCUGACAACAGAUUGUAGGCAAAAACCGAAGAAAAUUCAUCAUUUUAUAAACAUUUAAAUAAACUACAUCAUUCAAAUGGUCACGAAAUAACGGAUCUUGAGCGGAUGAGCUGUUUCUGCAGUCAAUCUGCUAUUGUUCUGUUGUCAGUAUCUCUUACAUUUCUGCUGACAUUCUAUCGACAAUUUGCAGCAGACACUUUCAAAAUCUGUUCUCGACAGAUUUGGCUGUCCGGGUUAUUGUAAAUACUUAAUGUUAAAAAAAAAUAAAAAAAUACAGCUAAAAAAAAAAAGCAGUCAACGUUACCGGUUCAGUUAAGUAAGCAGAAUUCAUGCUGUAAGCAUAAUUUCUUAAACCUAAACCCUAAAUUAUUACCUGACUCUGUACUAAACUAUAUGUGGAACACAUAUGGCAGAUAUACUAUGUGAAAAACGUGAAAAAUAUACUGUAUUUAAAUGGAACAAAAAAACUGCUUCUUCACUCGAUUUUUACUGUAAUAUGCAUAGUGAACUAGCAAAUACAGAGUGGUGAUGUUCAAACGGAAUCAAAGCAGUAUAGUAUUGCGAUUGAAAACGAUCGAGAUUAAAUAUACAAUUGUGAUCGAUGCACAAAUGGUCGAUACCGACAUAGAAUUGUGACAUAGAAUAUCUAUGUCCAAUUGUGACCGAUACAUAAUCGAUUCAACCACGGUUGUCCUCAAUUGCAAUGCUAUGUUUGAUUUCGUUUGAAUUUUAUCACCGCUUUGUAUUCGUUUCACACAAUGCAUAUUACAUUAAAAACCGUAUGAAGAAACAAUUUCCUAAUUAUAAUAGUUACUUUUGGUUAGCCCAAGUACAGGGCUAAGCCUAGAGAUCCUAGAUACAAAGCACACAAUGUGUUGUUUUAUAAACUAAUCAGUCUUAUGUACAGGUAAGGUAAAGGUAAAGGCACUUUUCUGACCAGUAUCAGACUGCCAGAUCCUUAGGAACAAUAUUUACAACCCGUUGAUAUUAUUUGUUCCUCCGUGGAAGACAAACCAGGGUGUUUUUGGCGAAGGCUCCUCCUGCCUUGCGGUUUACACAUCGACAUCCUCAACGAAAACGCGUCGCUCGCAGUUCCAGCGCAAUGUGUUGAAUAAAAAUUCGUUGCGACACGCUUGACGCUUAAAUAAAAUUAAUCAGUGCAAUAAAUCUGUUGGGUUCAGCGCAAUCGUCAGGAGCUUGCGAUAUGCCGAAAGAGACAAAAAUUGUGAUUGUUGGAGCUGGGGCAUCUGGCAUUGCGGCUGCCUCCAGGCUGUUGAAAAGAAGAGUGAGCGAUUUUGUGAUACUAGAGGCCAACGACAGAAUCGGUGGCAGAAUAAAUACCAAGGACUUUGGUGCGAAUGUGGUGGAUCUCGGCGCUCAUUAUGUCUGUGGAGAAUUUGGAAACGUGGUGUUUGAUCUUGCCUCCAAACAUGAUUUGCUGAGUUCAGAAUCAGUUUUGCUCAAUUUCACUAAUUGUAAGCCAUAUGAAUUUGCAACUGUUAAUGGUGAAAUAAUGCCCGCGGAGGAAAGUUGCGCAGCUGUGAUGAUAUAUUUUCAUAAUCUGGAUAAAAUAAAACGGAAGUUAAAAAAGGAUUACAAAGAGGUAACAGGAUCUUAUGGAGACUACUUAAUAAAAAA